AUGGGCAUGUCCGCGUUCCAUGUCCUACUCUUCCUCAUCGGAGUCCACCACCCGGCCCCUGUAGUGGACGUCACCAAUGAAGGUGAGGUCGACAACAGGCGUGGACAGUCUAGUCUCAUGGUUGCUGCAGCCCGGUGGAAACGACGUGGAGCCGCCAACAUUGGCACCAUUGUCGUCAGACACAGUCCGCACCGCCUUUGCUUCUGCCUCCAUCGUGAUAUGCUCGAAAGGGAGAUUGCGCGCUGCCUCAUUAAUGUGAAGAUGCCACUGCUCACGGCGGAUGGUGCGAGCCGCUGCUUGUCGACGAAGCUCGGAUCAUCCGCGACCAUGACUGCGACGGCCUGCUCGGUUGCCUUCUCGCCGAAGAACCGACCCUCCGCGAGCCUGUGUUGCUCAAGUGCCUCACCUCUCUCUCUCCCCGCACAUCUCUCUCUGUCGAGCCGCCGCCGCCGCCAGCCAUCCUCCCCAUCCGCCGCCACCAGCCACCUCUCGCCGGUCCGGUUCGAGCCCCUCUGCACCGAGCCCGGCCCCGGCCCCGACUCCCCAUCUUCCAAGCCGGCGCGGCCACCGCCGCAGCAGGAGCAGGAGCAGGAGCAGGAGAAUGGCGGGAAGGAGGAGGACGACCAGGGAAGGAAGGGCGGCAUCAACGUAUCAUCCCGGCCCCGGCCCCGGCCCCGGCCCCGACCCCCUUCUUCCAAGUCGGCGCGGCCACCACCGCCACAGGAGCAGGAGAACAGCGGGAAGGAGGAGGACAACCAGGGGAGGAAGGGCGGCAUCAACAUGUCAUCAACGUCCAGUUCCAGUUAUAAGCCAAUAGAGACUAUCAUUCUGUGGCACUUGAGAAGAUGCUCCUGAUUGUGAAGAUGCUCCUGGCUGAGAAGAUGUUCUUGGUUGACAAGAUGUUCUUGGCUGGAAAGAUGUUGCUGGAUGUGAAGAUGCUCCUGGCUGAGAUGUUGCUGGAUGUGAAGAUGCUCUUGGCUGAGAUGUUCUUGGCUGAGAAGAUGCUCUUGGCUGAGAAGAUGUUCCUGGUGUUGUUUUCUUUGUACUCUUCUUUCCUUUGCGAACUUGUCUCUGCUGUGCUGGAGCAUGUGAUGUUUGAGUUGUAGGAGCUGGCUGAGAAGAUGUUGCUCCUGGAGGUGCUGCCA
Triticum aestivum (bread wheat) is the source of this 1145-nucleotide messenger RNA. RefSeq names its product probable serine/threonine-protein kinase samkC. The transcript is spliced from 3 exons. The record is from RefSeq and is a predicted model, not a curated record. Lineage: Eukaryota; Viridiplantae; Streptophyta; Magnoliopsida; Poales; Poaceae. Bases 1 to 855 code for a protein of 284 amino acids.